Schistosoma turkestanicum is the source of this 2184-nucleotide messenger RNA. Lineage: Eukaryota; Metazoa; Platyhelminthes; Trematoda; Strigeidida; Schistosomatidae. The record is from the annotation of a GenBank genome assembly.
UAGUAAGUUGCUCAACUUUUUAAAGUAAUUGGACAAUGGACGAAGAAGAAGAGGGAUUCGACAGGCUUAAGCUAACAGGUGUGAUAGGAUUCAAUGGCAAAAUCCAGAACGGCUUUCUCGUUCAUCCUGACGGACAGCAUGUCAUCUUCUCUCUGGGGAGCAACGUCAUUAUUGAAAAUAUAAGUACAAGUGAGCAGUUCUUCUUACAAGGACAUACGAACAUUGUUGUUUGCAUUGAAAUCGACAGGUCAGGAUCAUUUAUAGCUUCUGGUCAGGUUACAUAUAUGGGAUACAAAGCAACAAUUAUUGUAUGGAGUUAUGAAAAAAGAGAAAAAUAUGCGGAGUUUGUGCUACACAAGGUAAAAAUUCAGGCUCUGAGCUUCUCCAGUAAUUCAAGUUACCUUGCAAGUCUUGGUGGACAGGACGACGGAAGUGUUGUAAUUUGGUCUAUACCAAAAAAAGAAGCUAUUUGUGGAAGCCCCGCUCAGCCACUGAGUGCAGGAGUAACAUUGGCUUUGGCUUUUGCUAACAUUUCUGAGGACACAUUUAUUACAGCUGGGGAAAAUACGGUGCGGGUAUGGAGUUUAGAUUUGGGAAACCGUAAAAUCAGGCCAGUAGACUGUAACUUGGGUCAAGUUAAACGGACAAUCCAGUGUUUGUCUGUUUUACAUAAUGACGAAAUAUUUUUUGCUGGAACCACAACUGGUGAUGUUUUGGCAAUUAGUAUGAAACACUACUUGUUGCAAGUUAUUACACCCGAAAAAGAUUGGCUCAGUAUGGGUGUAACGACACUCAAAAUAUUAGGAGAGUCGAUGCUGCUUGUUGGAUCAGGGAAUGGAGUUGUGCAAGAAAUUCGCUACACCGUUAAAAGUGAGGGGAAACGUCACUGCUCAACCUUGAAUAGAACGAACAAAAUGAAAGAGGUUCUAGGAAAGGUUACGGCUAUUAGCCUUCGUGGAGAAGGACACCAGUUCUUUGUUACAACUGAUAAAUGUCACCUGUACCGGUUCACUUAUUCAGAUUUCAAUCAUGAACUUGUUAAGACGUGCCAUAACGCUCCGAUCAAUGACAUUAAAUUUCCACAUCAAUGCUCCGAUUUGUUCGUAACGUGUGCCUAUCAAGAUAUUCGUGUUUUUAAUAAAUUAAAUCAACAUGAGCUUUUACGUAUCAAUAUUCCAAAUAUGACAUGUUAUUGUACAGAUAUAUUACAAGAUGGAACAGCUAUCAUAUCAGGAUGGGAUGACAGUAGAAUAAGAGCAUUUUACCCCGAAACUGGAAGGUUAAUGUUUACUAUCCAAAAUGCACACAAAAAAGGUGUAACUGCUUUAUGCACCACAUCAACAUGCGAUCGAAUAAUUAGUGGUGGCGGUGAAGGUCAAGUACGUGUAUGGGAUGUCAAAGAAACUAGACCAUUACAUUGUAAUAGACAAAAACGUACAGACAAAUCCAAUAGUACACCAGAAUCAACAUUCUCUAGUAUACUAGUAGCUACGAUGAAUGAGCACACAAAUGCUGUUUCAUGUAUUCAAAUAAGUAAAGAUGAUAAAUCAUGUGUAUCAGCUUCAGAAGAUUCUACUUGUAUUGUUUGGUGUUUAGAAACAUUCCAUCGUAAACAAAUAAUAUUUUCAAAUACAUUAUUCCGGUGUGUUUGUUAUCAUCCAACAGAAUGUCAAAUUAUUACAUCUGGUACAGAUAGAAAAAUUGGUUAUUGGGAAGUAUAUGAUGGUUCAUUAAUAAGACAAUUAGAUGGUUCACGUACAGGUUCAAUUAAUGGCAUGGAUAUUACAAUUGAUGGGAAUACAUUUGUUACAGGUGGAAAUGAUAAACUUGUCAAGGUCUGGAAGUACAAUGAAGGUGAAGUAACUCACGUGGGGCUGGGACACACAGCAACAAUAACAAAAUUAUGCAUAUCACCAGACCAAAAAAAUGUCGUCACAGUCAGUGAAGAUGGAGCUAUUUACAUCUGGGAAAUGCCAGUAAUUAACGAAACGAGCUAGAUUUCAUAUAAAUGAAAUGGAAUUAAUUUGAAAAAAUGUCAAGAGUAUAGGAGCAAAAGAACUAAUUUUAGUCUAUCAUAACACAGUUUGAUUACAUUUUCCUGCAUAUGUAUCUUUCUAUGUUGGUAUACACAUAUUGAGAAUUCAUGAAAACUACAGGUAAAUCCUAUGCAUAUCUGAAUUUUCA